AAUUGCAACUAUAUAAAUUUGUUAAUUUGCUUGCAAUUCCUAUUGCACUUUUGUACUGCAGUUGCUCUACGUGGUAGUCGUCUUAGUUUAGUGAUCAUUUUAUCUAAUAAGGUACCACAUCCCUAAAAAAUAGUAAAAUGGUCAAAAAAAUAUUAUGUAAAGCGAGUUACUGGAAUAGAAUUAUAGCAACAUGCAAAAUACAUAGUGUAUCAAGAAUUCAAAUUUUGUCAAGAAAUAUUGUUCACCAAAAGAAAGAGGAUGAUAAAUCCACCAUUAAUGAUUAUCAUGCCAACAAGUUCACAAGUGAAUUGAAAGAAUGGUGGGAACCAAAUGGGCCUGUCAAAGCCCUACAUGCUAUGAAUUUGAUAAGAAUACCAUUUAUCCGUGAUGGUCUAGUGCAAACCACAGAAUCAACAAGAACAUGCAUGCCACUGAAAAAUAAAAAGAUACUUGAUGUUGGAUGUGGUGGCGGUAUAUUAUCAGAGGGCCUAGCUAGGAUUGGUGCAGAGGUGACCGGUCUAGACGCAAACAACCAUAUGGUGGAACUAGCUCAGUGUCAUGCCAGUCAGAAUGAGAAAUUACCUAUCAAACCGACAUACUUUCAUUCUACAAUUGAGGACCACUCGAUGAAGUUCCCCGAGUAUUAUGAUGGCGUUGUUGCGUCCGAAGUCAUAGAACAUGUAAAUAAUAAGGAAUUAUUUGUCAAAUCCUGCGUCGACGCACUCAAACCCGGCGGAAAGAUAUUCUUCACGACACCAAACAGGACGAGAUUUACUCAAGUACUAGGUAUUUGGAUCGCGGAAUAUGUGUUCAAUAUUAUACCAAAGGGAACACAUGAAUACCAAAUGAUGGUCACGCCAACGGAACUUACGAUCAUGUUAGAACGAAAUAACUGUCAAGUGGAAGCCACAUACGGCAUGAUCUACAACGUAUUAACUAACAGAUUUGAAUUUAUAGCAUCACAACAACUUUUGUUUGCUUUACAAGCAGUUAAACUUACGUAACAGUAUCUGGUCUAAAAAGUCUUUAAUAUAUCAUUAAAACGUUUAAAUCAAA
This is a messenger RNA of Amyelois transitella, 1056 nucleotides long. RefSeq names its product ubiquinone biosynthesis O-methyltransferase. Bases 138 to 1004 code for a protein of 288 amino acids. NCBI's taxonomy places the organism in Eukaryota, Metazoa, Arthropoda, Insecta, Lepidoptera, Pyralidae. The record is from RefSeq and is a predicted model, not a curated record. Gene Ontology annotation, biological process: ubiquinone biosynthetic process. The transcript is spliced from 6 exons. Gene Ontology annotation, molecular function: 2-methoxy-6-polyprenyl-1,4-benzoquinol methyltransferase activity.